UCUGGCAGGGAAGAGAGUGCAGCCUCAUUCCUGUGAAGUACGAACUAGUGUGGAUGGAGCACGACAUCUCUCUCCGUCCCUCCCUCGCAUGUCACCGUUCACCGGCUCCGACUUUAUUUUGUCCUCUGCACCUGGAGUGACUGACUGAGAGGAAAAGGAAGCAGCAGGUUCUUCAGCCUCGGAGGAAGAGAGCGAGGCUUCCUGAAACCAGUACUGACAGCCUGGACAAGACCCCCAGUAGACAGCCACCAUGUGCGACUGUUUUCACCUGGCGUUUCCCAACUGGCAUGCAUCAGCUGCGGGAGAAGGGCGCAGGCUGAAGGGACCAGAACAAGACACAGAUGAUGAUUUAGUAGGUGAGGAGCCUGAAGUUUUAGAGGGGGAAAGACCUCGUCCUCAGGGUUCCUCUCCUGUUGAGGAAUUCCCCACCACAGAGAAAUACGCGAAACAGGCUGAAGGUGACUUCUAUGACUCACCCACCAAGAGUUCCAAAAAAAGCAAAAGGAUUGGUUUCGGCUCACUGUUUGACAAGCGUUCCUCUGCCAAGAUGAAUCAAACAGAGGAUAUGCAAAGUGAUCAGUCAGAAAUAAUAGUCAAAACUGUGAAAGAAGUUUGUGCUGAGGGUUUGAUUGUAAGUGGAGGAAAGGACGGCAUCUUCAUCAAGGACGUAAAACCAGAGUCGCCUGCCUCAAAGCAUUUAAGUGUGAAAGAAGGUGAUCAAAUACUUAGUGCUACAGUAUAUUUUGAUAAUGUGUCAUAUGAAGACGCCCUCCAGAUUCUUGAGCAUGCUCAACCAUAUAAAGUGGCAUUCUGUCUAAAACGCAAACCACCUCCAAGAACCCAGGAAGAUGCUGAGACAAUGAGGCCAGAUACAGCCAUUGGCGGGGAGGCUGAGCAAGAAGAAGAAGGAAGAGGACCAGAGAUGAGAGGUCGAAGAAAGACAAAAAAGCAAUAUGAUCGCAUCUCUUGGCCCAAAUUCCCUACCUUCAGCAAAGGUCGCAGGGCAAAUUUUAAAAGAUCUCACAGCACAUCAGAAGCAGAGGAACAGAGAAAAUUAGAGAUAAGUCCACCAACAAGUGACACAGAGUCUCCACUUAAGUCUCCAUUAAAAUCCCCAGAUGGAAAAGACAAGAAAAAGAUGCACAAAAUGAAACUUAAGAAGCGGAUGGCAGGCCACAGGAGCAAAUCUGUUGAAGAAACCCAAGAAAAUGAAGAGGCGCUUGCAACAGAUGAUAUGGAGGGCUUGGACAACCAAAUUAUUAUGAAUAUAGUGGAAGAGCAAGUGCCAGUGACUAAUGUGAUAGAGAGUCCUAAAAUAUUGAAUGAAGCUGACUCAGCUAAAACAAGAAAUGAAUAUACAUUCCCGACUUUGCCAGCGACUGAAUCACUGCAUAAGGUUGAGCUCAUCAGUGUGGACACCACAUUAAAGACUACUGAUAUUACAGUCGCUCUUGGAGAUGAUGGCAAAGAAAGGAGAGAGAAAUCGGAACUGAGGGUUAGCAUUCCAGGAAAGGAUACAUAUGAAAUAGAAACAGAGAGCCAAUUAAAAUCCUCCACAAGUGGAAUGAGAACUUUGGAUCCAUCAACAUCCAACAAUAUUUUGGACAGUCCAAAUGUAAUACCACAAACUGAACCAGCUGGACAUCAAGUUGAUUCCGAUAGCAAAUCAAGAGAUAAAAAGAUUUUACAAAAGACUCAAGAGUCAGGAAAAACAGACAUGACCAUACCUAAAGUUGAUGUUUCUCUUGACAUGCCAGAGGUAGGACCGAUAAGCAAAUCACCAAGAAUUGGCAGCGACAAGGAAAAGAAAGAAAGAAAAAUUCUAGAAACAGAAAGUUAUGGAAUUCGAACCAGAGGACCACUGGCAGACAUAGCCACAUCAAAGAGACAUUUUUCAAAUGCAGUAAACAGACUAGACUUUACAUCAGACACUUUCACUUUUGAAAUUCAAACAAGUGAGGAUGUGUCCUCAACAGACACAAAGAAACCAAUCACUCCAACACCUGUUAUAUCCCAGCCAAAAUCACAUGCUCUGGAUGUGGACAGAAGCAGGAAGAGUACUGGAGGUAGCACUGACAUUGAAUCAACUUUUAAACUGCCUAAAGUAGAUGUCUCUGAAUUCGACCAUCAAGAAUCAAUAACUGUAAAACAGAGAGAACCAACCAAAGUACCUCUCCUGAAACGAGAGGAAAUUGAGAUUCCUGGCAUGGAGGACAAAGGAUCAAAAGCCAAGGUUAAAUCUCUUAGAAUUAAAGAACAAAAAGUUGAGAAGAUAAUAAAUAUCUCAAAAGCAGGAAAAAAGCAAUCUCGGGGUGAAGCAGAAGAGUUUAAUGUUGAGGAUGUAAAAGAAGCAGUAUCAAAAUUCCCUUCCUUCAAAUUACCUGAGAGAGACAUCACUGGAGUCCUUGUACAGAGAGAGAUCACAAUCAUGGAAAUGAAGACAGACAAGACUGACAUGACACCUAAAGGAUCCCCUUGUAAAAUUUCGAGCAUGAGCACAGAAAUAAACAUUAAGUUGCCUGACACAAUGGAUAAAGAAAAGCAGAGACUUUCUCCUGUUGCUACAAAAGAUCAAGCCUUCAUAUUACCAAAAAUGGAACAAUUGCAUCUUGAUGAAACAGUUAUAACUGAGAGCAAAACAGACCAAUCAAAAAUUAAACGUGUAGACCACCAACCCAAACCUGGCAAAAAGUUAGCAAGGGAUAAUAAGAUAAGUACAUCUCCAGAUGUAAAAUUCAAACUUCCGAAGCGUGAAGACAUUGAAAUACCAGGAAUGGAAGCCAUUGAACAAUCAGUUCCACCACAAAAAAUCAUAAUAACCAAAGAUACAGACACUCAAGACAAGGCUGUGAAAGACUAUACUGAUACUGAUAUCAAAGCUGACAAAAAUGUGCAUGAAAAGAAAUCAAAGGUAUCAAUGCCAAGUUUUGGAAUCAUGACACCUGACAUUCGCUUCCCAGGUAUUGCGAUUGAAUUACCAAUAAAGGCCACGUCAUCUAAAAGUGAUAGUGGUGCAAUCAAGGAGAUGAAAACGGAAGCAAAAAUAUCUCUUGAAGAAGACAUCAAAAAAUCUUCUGAAGAAGCAACAUUUGAUGAAACUAAAAAAGCACAUGAUAUAGAGGGUGAUCAAAUGCUCCACCAUGACAUUUGCACUACUAUUGUUAAGGAAACCUCAAAACAAGAUGUUGCAGGAGAACUGAAGGCUGAAAUCAAAAGCAAAGACACAGACUCCUCCCCACAAAAAAAGAAAUUGCCUAAAUUAAAAAUGCCCAAAAUUGGAGGGAAAUCUAUGAAAGGAACAGCUGAAGUCACUACAAAAGAGGAUGUUACAGUGCAAGAAAGUGACAUAACAGAGGUUGUAUUAGAUUCUGAGAAGAGAACAUCUGAGACUGAUCCAGAAACAGACAAAAAUUGGACUAAAUUAAAAAUGCCAAGCAUAGAUGUUUCUGUUCCAAAAAUAAAAAUCCCUAAGGCAGAGGGAAAAUCAAAGCAGGAGGAAACUGGGCUCGCAAAGCCUCAGGCUGUUGAGGAUGAUCAAGAGGAAAGUGGAUUUAGACUGAUCAAGUUUGGUAUUUCAAUGCCAAAAGAGAAGACAGAAGAAGGUGGUCUGUUACCAGAUGAUUCUGAAAAAAACAUCAAGGUUAGCAGAAAAACUGAAGUGGAGCUACCUGAAAUUCCACAAGCUGAAAUAAAAGAAGCAGAGUCUAAAAUGAAGAAACGGAAAAUAUCAUUUCCCAAAUUUGGAUUCUCUAAAACAGAUACUAAAGUAUCUUAUGCUGACAUAACUCUACCAGCCGUACAGGGCUCUCAUGAUGCUGAUGGGACAGAAAUAGAUGUUGAAAGUAAGACCACAGAUGUAGAGGCUGAGUUCAAGGAUUCAACAGAUUCUCCCACAAAAUUUAAACUUCCCACAAUUAAACUUCCCAAAUUUGGAGUCUCAUUUCCCAAGUCCACUGAUGCUAGGGCCGAUUUUCAAAUGCCUGAUGUCAGAACAGAGGAGACUACAAUGGAUGUUAAAUUUCCAGAAGCUAAACUAUCUGUAGAAUCAACAGCACUAUCUGACAAGAAAGGCCCGGAAAUGACUCUCAGUGUAUCCAAACCUGAAGUUGACUUGUCUCUGCCUGAGGGUAAGAUAGAAAUCAAAGGUUUUCAGAAAACAGAAAUAAAAUCAUCUGAAGAAAUUCCAUUUUCUAAACCAGAUACUGAUGCAAGUCUGACUGACCAUGACGCUGGAGAAAUUACAGCCACAGCGUUUUCAAAACAAGACAUCAAAGCUGCAGGUGUUGAUGUCAGUCUUCCACAGGUUGAUUUAUCAAUUCCAAUAGGUUCUGUGGAAAUAAGAGAGCCUGGUGUGAAUUUCACAAUUUCAAAGGAUGAGGCUGAACAUAAAGAACUAACAAGUGGUGGUACACCAGUAAAGUUUAAACUUCCCUCUCUCAGCUUACCAAAGUUUGGUGGAAAAUCAUCUAAGGUAGUAAAAGACAUGCCAGUUGUAGAUAUCGAUAUUGAAGAACCUGAUGUAAGCCUUCCAGAAAAACAAAUAAGAUUGAAACUCAAAGAUGAUGCACCAUCAGGUGAUGUCAAGGAUUUAUUUGUGACUACAGAAGGUCAGUUUGUUAGUGUAGAUGUUAAGGUCAAAGAACCAAAGUUCAAAGAACAAGAGGUUACCGUUACACUGCCUAAAUUUGGCAUUAACAUUCCAAAGGUUGAAGCCCACAAGCCAGCUGAUAGUACGAACAAAGAAGAAUCAAUUAUAGACCCCAAAGAAUCAAAUGCAGAGUCUGUCCAGGCUGAGAAAGAUCCAAGAUCUCCAACCAAAUUUAAAUUUCCUACAAUUAAAUUCCCAAAAUUUGGGGUCUCAUUUCCAAAAUCAACAGAUGCAAUCUCUGACAGUCAAAUGCCUGAAGUCACCAAAGAUGAACCUACUAUGGAAAUGAAAGUGCCAGAAACCAAACUAUCUGCAGAACUGCCAUCAUUACCUGAAAUGAAAACCCCACAUAUUAUUCUCAGUGUUUCCAAACCUGAAGUUGACGUAUCUACCCCAGAGGUAGACAAGGCUAUUGAUGCACACUCUGAAAAGGUAUUGUCUCCAGAUCAUGCAUUUUCUAAACCAGAGGUUAAGAUGAGCCUUGUAGGCCAUGGUCUUGAUCAAGAGACAGCUAUAGAAGAUUUUAAAGUGCAAGCCAAGAAACCUGAGGUGGAAGUCAAACUUCCUUCAGGUUCAGUAGAUGAAGUCAUUCUGGAGGCUAAAGAAAUGGAGAGUGAAUUCAAACUUAAGAAACGUAAAAUAUCUUUUCCGAAGUUUGGCUUUUCCAAAUCUGACACUAAGAUCCCUGAUGCUGACACCAGCCUUCAAAAAGAAGGCAUAUCUGUGCCUGAAACUGAGAUCAAAGAGACUGAAGUGACAUUUCCUGCUCCAGGGGUUGAAGUCCAGUUAAAAAACAAAAGUACUUCUGGUUCUCCAUCUAAAUUCAAGCUUCCAACAAUUUCUCUCCCUAAAUUUGAUAUUUCCAUUUCAAAGACUGGGGAAGAAUCUACUACAAAAGCUGAGGAUGAUGCAUGGUCAGAAAUAAAGGCAACAUCAGCAGUUGCAUCACAAGAUAAAGAUGCAGGAAUGCAAGAUACAGAACCAUCUAAAUCAGCUUUCGAAACCCUACCAGUGGAUGCUGAAAUAAAAACCAAAGACACUGAUCCUGGUAGUCAAGGGAGUAGAUUUAUGAUGCCUAAAUUUGAAUUUUCAUUUCCAAAGCUAAAGGGACCAGAAUUUAAAAAGGGUGCAUCAAGAACAGAUGUGGAAAAACCAGAGGUUUCACUGAAACAUGACAAGGAGAGUGCUGAGGGAACAGCAAACAUACCUGGGGCAUCUGUGGAAAUGGAGGUAAUGAUGAAAAUGCCAAGCUCAGAGCAUGAAUUUUCUGAACAAGACAUUAAAGCUCCAGAGAUUAAUGUUGAGAGGGGCGAUACAUCUAUGGCAGUAGGUGAAGUGGAUGUGAAUCUUGAGUCUGACUUGAAAAUUCACACAGAGAUGUUAAAGGAUGAUUCAACCAGAGGAGGGUCGCAGAUCAAGUUCAAACUUCCUACUUUCAAACUACCCAAAUUUGGAAGUUCAUCUUCCAAAGUAAAAGCUGAAAUAAUGGAUUUGAGGGAUGAGGAAAUUACUUUGGAGACUGAAGAUGUAUUCACAUCAGUAGAACCAUCAGACAUAAAAAUUGACUAUAAUGUGCCCAGUCAAGAGUUGAAGAAACCCUCAAUCAGUGUUGAUCAGCCAAAGGUAGAUAGUGGAGAUCAAUACACCCUGUCACUUACAGAGGCCAAAACAUCAAAGGCAGAAGGAUAUAUUUCCUUACCAGAGGCAAAACUUGGGGAACCUUCAGCUAAAACGGAAGUAUCACAAGCCACACUAGAAAGCAAAUUUGAUCAAAAAGUUGAUUUAAAAGACACAAGUCUGAAAAUGAAAAGACCAGGCUUUUCACUUCCUAAAUUUGGAUUUUCUAAACCAGAUAUUAAGGCCCCAGAGAUUGAUGUCAGACUUGCACAAGUUGAUACCUCUAAACCAGAAGGUGAUGUGAAAAUACAAGAACAAAGCAUGAAUAUCUCAGUGUCAAAUGUUGAGGAUGAUCAAAAAGAUACAGCAACUCUUGGUGCCACAACAAAAUUUAAACUCCCCUCAAUCAACAUCCCAAAGAUUGGAGGACAAGCUACGAUGGAAGAUAAAUCUAUGCCAGUUGUAGAUAUAGCUGUUAAAGGACCUGAAGUGACCACAGAGGGUCAAACUGUAAGUGUGGACUUGAAUGUUGAUGAUACUGAACUUGGAGGACAGGGGGGAAAGUUUAAGAUGCCAAAGUUCGGUAUUGGCCUUCCUAGAGUAAAAGGGUUUGAUUUAAGUACAUCAAAGUCAGAUGAUACAACUGAAGUACAACAAAUUGAUAUAAAAAAACCUGAGAUAACAACUGACGGGAUGGUUCACCCACCAGAACAAGAUUCUAAAAGUCUAGAUGUGCAGAUGAAGACAUCAGCUGAAUUUGGGUUUUCAAAACCAGAAUUAAAAGCCCCUGAAGUUGAUGUAAGUAUUCAAAAAACUGAUAUCCCCAUACCCGAAGGCAGUAUGGACCUAGAAGAAGCAAAUGUGGAUAUUAAAGUGUCAAAGAUGGAGUCUGACCAAAAAGGUUCAACAAUUUUUGGAUCCCCAACAAAGUUUAAACUCCCGUCUAUAAGCCUCCCGAAAUUUGGUGUUAAAUCACCAAAAGUAGCAUUAGAAAUUAAUGUGACAGAUAAAGAAUUAGAAGGAACAAACUUAAAAACUGACAUUUCUAAACCUGAUGUGAAAUUAGAAGUACAGCCACCCAAUACUGAAGCUAAAGUUGAAGGGAGUGCAGACAUGCCUGAGGUUGACUCCAAAGGACUCCAAGUAAAAGUGAAGAGACCAAGCUUUUCAUUUCCCAAGUUUGGGUUUUCUAAACCAGACACUUCAACUCCAGAGGUUAAUGUCAGUGCACCAAAGGCUGAAGUGUCCAUACAAGAGGUCAAUGUACCUGUAAAAGAGCAAACAGCAGACUUCACACUUUCUGGAGGAGAGGCUGAACAGAAAGAUCUAACAAUUGUUAGUUCCCCAACCAAAUUUAAACUGCCAGAAAUUAACUUGCCAAAAUUUGGAGUCAAAACUUCAAAAGGUACAGUAAGUUUACCAUCAGCAGAUAAGGACAUAAAAGGAAUCGGAAUCACUGCUCAUGAACCAGACAUCAAGGUGUCAGGUCAAAUACCAAAAAUUGACUUAGAUGUAAAAGAAAUAGAGACCGAUAUACAUGCCACAAUAAGAGAAACUGAUGUUCAUCUAGCAGAAGGAAAAAUAAUACUACCCCAACCUAAUGUUGACAUUCAAGACAUAUCCAUUGAAGGCAAAGCAGAUAUGCCUGAAGUUGACUUGAAAGGGCUUGAUGUGAAACUGAAGAAGCCAAGCUUUUCACUUCCAAAAUUUGGUUUUUCAAAGCCAGAUAUUAAGGGACAAUAUGUUGAUGCCAGUCAACCAAAGGUAGAUAUGUCUAUGCAAGAGGGCAACAUACCUAUUAAAGACGUAGAUGCAAAAAUCACCAUUACAGAUGAAGUGAAACAAGGAGAUACAACAAAAUUUAAGUUGCCCUCAAUCAACCUUCCAAAGUUUGGACACAAACAUCCAAAAGCUACAGCUGAUAUUCCAGCAGUUGAAGUGGAUAUCAAAGAACCUGAAAUCAGUCUCCCAGAAAAAGUAGAGUUACAAACCACUGACAUAGAACCAAACAUAGACAUUAAAGGGCCAUCGGUUGAUGUGGACAUCAAGGUUAAAGAAAUUGAUGCUGAUGGGAUGGGAAGUAAGUUCAAGCUGCCAAAAUUUGGAAUUGGCAUGCCAAAAGUAAAGGGGAUAGAGAUGGAGGGAAAAGAAAUAAACAUAGAGACUGACCUGCUAUGCGAAGAAAAGGUAAAUGUACAACAGCCCAGUGUUGAAAUUCAAAAUGUGACCAUUGAGGGGAAAACAGAUAAAGUUGAAGUUGACUCGAGAGGGCUGAAAGUGAAACUUCCCAAAUUGGGAUUUUCAAAACCAGAUCUUAAGGCUCCUGAAAUUGAUGUGAGUCUACCCAAAGCUGACAUGGGCACAUCAGCGGGAAAUGUUGAUGUUUCAGUGCAGUCUGCAGACAUUAAAUUACCAGAACAAGAACCUGAUUUGAAGGAGGAAACUUUUGGCUCUCCAACAAGAUUUAAACUUCCAACAAUCAAUUUCCCAAAAUUUGGAACCAAAGCAUCAAAGGACACAGUUGAUAUACCUACGGCACAUGUGGACAUCAAUGUUCCUGAAGUAAGCCUUCCUGAUAAGAAGUUUAACAUGUCAGGAGAAGUGUUAAGUGUUGAAAUGAAAGGGCCAACAGUUGAAGGUCCAUCCAUUGAGAUAAACAUUAAGGGAGAUAAUAAAGAACAACAAGAGGGCAAAUUUAAGCUUCCAAAAUUUGGGAUUGCUCUUCCAACAAUUAAAGGUCCAGAUGGUGACCAAGGGCUUAAGAAAGCUCGGACCGAAACAGAAGUGAAAAUGUCAGGGGAUAUACUAUCUAUAGACAAGAAAGAGCUAAAGUUACCCAAAGGAUCAGUGGAAGUGGAUGUGGAGACUAAAGGUGCUGAACUUGAAGUAGAAGAAAGUAAAAUCAAACUACCACAGUUUGGAAUUUCUCUACAAGCAUCAAAAAGUCCAGAAAUUGACAUAAGUGUUUCAAAAGCAGAGGUUUCUCAAACUGAUGUUAAAGAAUCUGAACCAGCAGAUUUAACUGAUAUGAGUUCUAAGGGACUUAGUGUAAAAAUGAAGAAACCAAGCUUUGGAUUUCCAAAAAUUGGAUUUUCAAAAUCAGAUGGCAAGUCCCAAGAUAUUCAAGCCAGUGAAACGGCAGCAGAUAUAUCCUUGCCAGAGGGCACUACAGAAAUAGGAGAAAGUGAGACAGAGGGCAAAACUGAAAUAACAAGUCCACAAUUUGGCUCGCCAACAAAAUUCAAACUCCCAACAAUAAAAUUACCCAAAUUUGGAGUUUCCUCUCCAAAGGUCCUUAGUGAUGCAGCAAAGGCUGAUUCUGAAACCAAGGAAAUUAAAAUUAGUUCUGUGGAUUAUGAGAUAGAGACAUCAAAGGUAGAUCUAUCAGGUGACAUCAAAGGCAAAACUGCAGAGACUGAAACCCCAUCUAUUGAUAUUAAUAUAAAAGAAAAAGAACUUAAUCAAGAGGGACAGGAAAUUAAAUUUAAACUUCCAAAAUUUGGGAUUUCGUUACCCAAAGUAAAAGGUCCUGAGGUGACGUUGACUGCAAAAGAGGUAAAGACAGAAACACUUGAAACUGGGAUAAUUGAACCAGAAAUCAAGGUCGCAGCAGAAGAUGCAAGUCUCCCAAAAGUAGACAUGGCUUUAGAGGGAAGUUCCAGCCUUGAAAAAAAAGAGGUAGAGACAGAGUUGAAAGAAGAUACAGUUGUUUCAGGUUCUCCAAGUAAAUUCAAAUUGCCUACUUUUAAAAUGCCAAAAUUUGGAACUUCUGCUCAAAAAACAUCUGAUGCAAAAGUAAAAGUUGCAAAAGUAGAUGUACCAGACACUGACCUAAAUAUUGAAGACAAGCCUGUACAAGUGUCUAAAGAAACAAAAAGAGAGGGUGAAAUUAAAGAAACCACUGAACAGCCUACAGAGGCUGCUACUAAAAAACUGGAUGGGGUCAAAGGCUCCCCAAGUAAAUUCAAGCUUCCUACUAUAAAAAUGCCAAAGAUCAGCAUUUCAAGAACAAAAUCUCAGGAAGGAGAAGAUGACACAACCACCAAAGUGAGUGCUCCAGAUGCUAAAAUAGAACCCAAAGAUGAUACUCAAGGGGCUGGAAAAUCACCCAAAUUUACAAUGCCUACACUUGAGGAUGUUCUCAGGGGCUUUGAAGUUGAAUUUAAUGUUCCAACAAUAGAGGAAACGGAAGCACAAAAGGACAAACCAUCUGUUAAGCAAGAUCAGGAGGCUGGGGCAAAAGUUGAGGAAGCAGCAGAACAUAAGGACAAAGGAGCUCAGGAGAAAUCAAAGUUUAAAUUUAAAUUUCCAAAAUUAGGAUUCAGCCAGUCUUCAGAUGAAAGUGAUAAGUUGGUUGACGCUAAGAUUGAAGAAAGUGAAAAGCAUCUGGAGGCUUCAGCAGAUCAGAAAGCAACUGUUAGCAAAGAACAAGCAAAAACUGAGAAAGGGAGCUGGUUCAAGUUCUCAUUUUCUUCUCCAACCAAAACGUCAAAAACAGAUGCGAAAGAAAUAAUCCAACCACCUGAAGAGGCUGAGAAGCUUGAUGAUGUUGAGAAAGAAUCAAGCAAGGAACACGAGGAACCUGAGAAGAACUCGCUCAGUGAGGCUGUGGAGGAAAACCUCAGCCCAACACUGUCACUGAAGUCAUCUGAAGCUUUUGCAGAUAUCAGUUCUACAGUAACCACUGAGCAGAUUGGUCUGUCACAGACCUCACCUACAAAAGUUACAGUGAAAUAUGCCGAACCCACUGCCACCAUUGGGCUCAAUGAUGUGCAAACUGAUGUUGUGACUUCCACAGCCAGAUGUGAACUGAUAUCAAUGGAGCCUCACCAGCCAGAAAAAGUCAACAUCCCUUUCUCAUCAGAUAUGUCCUCAGCCUCAUUGGACACUCUGAAACAGAUGUCAGGGGAAAUUCACAUCAUCACAUCGAACAUACAAGCUAUACCAGAAACACAGCAAGCCUCAAUCUUUACUAAUUUAGACGCGCAUGGAAUUCACACCUCACCUUUACAAGUAACACUAGGCUCAGACUCAGUGUUGACAGUGGAGGAAACCAGAGUGCAAAGUGGGACACGCACAUUGGUGGAAAGGCAUGUUGUGAAAGAAACUUUACAUGAUGACAAAGAGACAAUACUUGUGACACAGACAACACGUGUAUUUGAAGGAGACUCUGCAGAACCCAUUUCUGAUGAGACGGCUUCCUCAAUUCGUAGGCUAAAAGAUACGGUACACAUUGAGAAAAUGAGGUUUUUUGACAGUGUAGCAACAACUGAAAAAGUCACAAUAGUGAGCUCUGAAACAUCUCUAAGACAUAUGGAUUCCUCUACUGAUGAGAAUGGGAAAUGAACAUGAGAUCUUGCUGAUUUGAUUUUAUGCUUUUGAAUUUAUGUUUCAGUGUUCUCUUAUAUAAUCAUAUAAGCCAGCUGAAUUGUAAUGCUAUUAAGCAAAAGAGUGCUGAUACUUAUGAACAUAUCACAGAGUAUUGUUUAGCUAACAGAGAUUUUAAGCUUAAAAGACUUUUAAAAAUCUAUACCCACUGGAGAAAAAAAUAUGUAUGUACAUGGAAAAAUAGGGAAAAAAUUAUGUUAUAAUUGUAUGUGUGGGUUGUCUGUGCUUUAUUGUAAAACUGAUAUCUUGGGAAUAUUGUUUAUAGUACAAACUUGGUAAUCAAGCAAACACCAUUAAACAGAUAUAAUCACAAAUAAAAUUAAUUAUAAAAUUAAUGUGGCUAUUAAAGACUGUUGACUGUAUCACAUAUUGAGGCAUUUGUUUCUUUAAGGUUAUUUUGUGAAAACUAUAUAAUUGCAUAUAAAAUCUGUUUCUGCAGCCUUGAGAAAAAAA
Messenger RNA from Sinocyclocheilus rhinocerous, 12106 nucleotides. Its product is annotated as protein AHNAK2-like. Gene Ontology annotation, cellular component: cytoplasm; nucleus. NCBI's taxonomy places the organism in Eukaryota, Metazoa, Chordata, Actinopteri, Cypriniformes, Cyprinidae. The record is from RefSeq and is a predicted model, not a curated record. Bases 251 to 11611 code for a protein of 3786 amino acids. Gene Ontology annotation, biological process: peripheral nervous system myelin maintenance; regulation of RNA splicing. The transcript has 9 exons. Gene Ontology annotation, molecular function: protein binding.